Erigeron canadensis is the source of this 885-nucleotide messenger RNA. Its product is annotated as ATP-dependent DNA helicase PIF1-like. Lineage: Eukaryota; Viridiplantae; Streptophyta; Magnoliopsida; Asterales; Asteraceae. Bases 1 to 885 code for a protein of 294 amino acids. The transcript has a single exon. The record is from RefSeq and is a predicted model, not a curated record.
AUGCGCUUAAAGUUAGGGAGCCCACAAUCAUCACUCACUGAAGUCAAGGCUUUUUCAGAUUGGCUCAUACAAAUUGGUGAAGGAACUAUUGGAGAUAACAAUAAAGGUGGAGAAGCUAAUGUUCAAUUCCUGGAUGAUGUGCUUAUCAAAUAUGAUGGUGAUCAUAUUAAGGCCAUUAUUGAUGCAAUUUAUCCCGAUAUUAACGAUCACCUCCAUGAACCUGGAUAUUUUUGUGACAAGGCUAUAUUAGUUCCAACUAAUGACGAGGUUGAUCGCAUCAAUGACCAUGUUUUGUCCCUGAUAAAAGCCGAAGAGAGGACAUACUUCAGUUCAGAUCGUCCAUGUGAAACCGAAUCACUUGACGCCUUUCAACAAUCUUUAUAUUCACCAGAUGUUCUAAAUGGAUUUAAGAUCUCCGGUACACCAAACCAUAAGCUGCUUUUAAAACCAAGUGUUCCUGUUAUGCUCCUUCGAAAUAUAGAUCAGUCUAAAGGUUUGUGUAUUGGAACAAGAUUGCAAGUUGUGCGUAUGGCUCCCCAUGUCAUAGAAGCAAAAAUCAUCUCAGGUUCAAAUGUGAACGAUGUAGUCUACAUACCAAGGAUGAAGAUUACACCAUCAGACAAACGCAUACCAUUUAAGUUUCAAAGGCGUCAAUUUCCUUUGGUUGUUUGCUUUGCCAUGACCAUAAAUAAAAGCCAAGGACAGUCAUUAGCUCAAGUGGGAUUGUUUUUACAACGUCCGGUUUUCACGCAUGGUCAACUAUAUGUCACACUUUCAAGGGUUACGAUCAAAUCUGGUUUGAAGAUCCUUAUUGUCAAUAAAGGUGGAAAAAAUUCAAGCAAAACAACCAAUGUCGUCUAUAAAGAAGUGCUACAAAAGAUUUGA